Molecule: messenger RNA, 2577 nt
Organism: Vespa crabro (European hornet)
Lineage: Eukaryota; Metazoa; Arthropoda; Insecta; Hymenoptera; Vespidae
Gene: repo
Product: homeobox protein orthopedia B
Exons: 5
Coding region: 741-2114 (457 amino acids)
Biological process (GO): regulation of transcription by RNA polymerase II
Molecular function (GO): RNA polymerase II transcription regulatory region sequence-specific DNA binding; DNA-binding transcription factor activity, RNA polymerase II-specific
Source: RefSeq, a predicted model, not a curated record
AGACAAAGAAACAGAGAAACGUGAAAGAAAGAGAAGUCAUGUGGGAAAUUCUUGAUCGAGGCCAUACAGUUUCCGAUUCCCACGAGGGUUUCAAGAGAAGGAGAGAUGCAGGCCGAUUUGUGGAGGGCCUCUCGUAUCUAAAGUCCGGCCCCCGGGGGCGGAACAAGAAAGAGCCACGGAGAGUGGCACGAGAGGCACGCGAAGAGAGAUAUACAAGAAGAAGUAACAAGUACGUCGGCGCAGGACAUCGGCGCACACGAGACCUCUCCCAAGAGUAGGUGCUACAUGAUUGGCUAACCUCCAUGUGUGGGGGCGGCCUAACGGCGCUUCGACGGCGGCCUCGUUGAAAAUAUAAGCCUGUAGGCGCCAAGCGGUUAACGAUCGCCUCUAUUUCUAUAGCUUUGCUUUCCUUAUUAAUGAGGAUUUUUUGACCUCAAAUAAAAAGGAUAAGCAAGAAGAAGAAGAAGAAGAAGAAGAAAUACAAAGAGGAAGAAGAAGAGAAAGAAGAAGAAGAAGAAGAAAAAAGGAAAGAAUAAUCAUCGUCAUUAAGAUUCUUCAUUUGGAUCAACGUAACGUUCUUCAAUCUCGAAACUCAUUUGUUACCGUUGCUGAUUAUGACAAUGAUAAUGAUGAUUACAACGAUGAUGGCUCUGUGAUAUAAUUUAUCAAAGUGGAUUCAUUUGGAAUCGUCGAGGAAUAUUAAAUUUGUCUUCUGGGAUUAUCAAAUUAAGAACGAGAGAAUGGACGGUGGUCCGUUCGACGAUCCAAUAUUUUCCGACUUUGGUGGUCGAGGUGGUACCGGAGUUCAUAGUAUUCAAGUGAUGCUAGGUUUACACGGUGGACAUCAUGGAAAUGACUUGAUGCCAACCGGUGGACAUCUUCAUAAAUUGGAUUCUUCGAAUAGUCCACCGCCUCAUCAUCAAACGGCUCAUCAUCAUAUGCAGCAACAACAACAACAGCAACAACAGCAACAACAGCAACAGCAGCAGCAGCAACAACAACAGCAACAACAACAACAAAAAGAAUUGAAGGAAUUAGAAUUAGCUGGUAUGUACGCGCCGUUACCUCAAACUCCGGAUGUAACAACUUCGACGACGACCACAGCAACACCUACGUCUACAACAUUGCAACAAGGUCUUCAACUUGGUAAUUCUCUAAAGAGAAAGCCGGACGAUCCUAUGAACCCUCUUGCACCAGUGAGCGGCGAAACGCAAUCGGCUAAGAAAGACUCAAAAAAGAAAACCGAUAAUAAUGGAAUCAAAAAGAAGAAAACCAGAACUACCUUUACGGCUUAUCAGUUGGAAGAAUUGGAAAGAGCGUUCGAACGUGCACCUUAUCCUGACGUUUUUGCUCGCGAGGAGUUAGCUUUAAAGUUAGCACUAUCGGAAUCUCGAGUACAAGUCUGGUUUCAGAAUCGACGUGCAAAAUGGCGGAAAAGGGAACCUCCGCGAAAAACUGCCGGUUACAUGGCAGCUGGUUCUGCUAGUCCUGGUCUCUCAGGUUCAUUCACGUCUUUGAACAACACGUUGAAUCCAUUUGCAUCUCCAGCGACAGCAGCAGCGCCACCUGACGCUUGGACGUAUACUCCGGCUUACGAUUUGGCGCCACAUUUGAAUCUCUUGAGUCCUUCUAACUCGCCAUAUACGACGUCAUUUGGUGGUCCUAGUAAUAAUGGAUCAGCAUAUUCUUAUGCUACAAUGUUGCCUCAACAUGAUGCUUCCUUAUUUUCUGCACCUUCCAGCAACACGAUGCGUGUUCAUCAGGAUUACAUGAAUGCUAGUAAUAGUCCACCACCGCCAUUAACACGUAAUGAUUAUCAGACAAUGGUUACUACCACUCAUUCACCUCCUACUCAUCUUGGUGGUUCCAUGUCUGAGGAUGAACAUCAACAAAAUAAACAAUUGGAUUAUGUAAGUGGUCUCAGUCCAGCUGAUAAGUAUCAACACGAUCAAGCUGAUUAUUCGCAGCAACAGCAACAGCAACAGCACGAUCAGAAACAAGAAUAUGGUAUGCAUUCACCUCAAGGACGUCAAAGUAUAAAGGAUCAGGUGAUGAUCAAGAGCGAACCAAACAGUCAACAAAGUUACGUGCAAUUGCCUCCUUUUCUCAACUGACUCGAAAGCCAAUUUCUAGAUUUCUUCUAGAUGGCUUUUAUCGUUACUACACGACUUUACCGUGUGAAUCCUUAUCUCUAAAAUCUCAAGACGAUCAUGAUUCUUCCUCCUUAAUGUGACUCUCUUUAUAUUUUAUUACAUAGAAUUUCAAUUCAGAGGAUUAUUCCUCUUCAAUGACACGAGACAGCUAUGUGUGUAAACAGGAGCUGUUAAACUUUUUACACUUUUCUUUUGUCCUUUUUUUUCAAACUUAUUCAUACUAUGCAAAUUAAUAUUGUUAGUCGAUUAAGAUAUUGUGCUUUAUAUGAUAUAUGUAUGUAUAGCAAGUUAAUCAGCGUGUUUCUUCGUGAUAUACGAUUUAAUUACUAAAAAAAAAAAAAAAAUAAUUAUUGAGAAAUUAAUUUUAAUUGGCAAAUAUAUUUUCUUCAAGUAUGAAAAUAGAAAUAUUAUAUAAAAAUUAAAA